This is a messenger RNA of Mauremys reevesii (Reeves's turtle), 4341 nucleotides long. RefSeq names its product GRAM domain-containing protein 2A-like. The record is from RefSeq and is a predicted model, not a curated record. Bases 1907 to 2941 code for a protein of 344 amino acids. The transcript is spliced from 14 exons. NCBI's taxonomy places the organism in Eukaryota, Metazoa, Chordata, Testudines, Geoemydidae.
ACUAGGGUUUUGACUUGCUUUCACGCCAUUAGGGGUUACCUUUCCAGUGUUUCUCUGCAACCACAAGGGCUAGAAAUGACUGUUCUUUUUUUAUUACAAGCUGUGAGUCUCUCAUAUUCACAUGACUCCAGGAGCUGGGGCUUUAACCAAAACAACAGUUAUGGCCAGACUUGCAGGGCUGGCAACACUGCAGCCCCAUGCUGUAGCCCUGGGCUGGGGAGUGUUGGAGUCAGUGGUUGCUCACUAAAGGCACACCUGGGCUCUGCUUUCAGAGCAGGAUCUGCUUGGGCAGAGACUGGGAAGUGAGACCAACACUCAAGCGAGAGGAAUGUGCUGGUGGCAAAUGAGCCAUGUGCUUGCAGUAAGUGUGUUCAUUCUCUGGGUCCGGCCCUUUAAGGAAAUGGUAUUUGGGAGCAACGCCUCCCUACAAACUCGCCUGGGCUGGUCCCAGCAAGCUGGGCCAGCUGUAUACAAGACCUCCCUUCCCAGCCAGCCGGGAGGAGGCUGCAGGCUGAGGGGCAGGGACUGGAGCAGCAUCAGCGCCAGGCAGAGGAGCGUGUGAGGCAGACAGGCUGGAGCGCAGCAGGGAUCCGGAGCCCAGCAGAGCGAGUGGGAACCCAGGGGAGCCAGGGUGGGACGCGACCCCUCGGCUGUCUCAGGGAUGAGGCCGCCCUGCCAGAGCUGGGAACAGAACCCAGGAGUCCUGGCUCGCCGUCCUCUGCUCUUACCCACAAAAUCCCACGCUGUCCAAAGAGGCCUGUGCUAACACACAGCUAUAAAUACUCUGCCGGCAGGGCCUUUGCGUAUGGUGAGGAGGAGAGUUCAGACUGGGAUGGGAAACCGGCAGCUCUUUUUCUUUUCAUGUGUGACCGACACCAGGAUGUUUUGAUCAGGCCCCAGCUGCUUUAGAGGAAGUUGCAAGAGUCCCUGCAGUGAUGGGAUAACCUUCCCCCAGGGGAAGUUCCCUCCUGACCCCCAUGAUUCAAGGUCCGGUCAUGCCAUGCCCUGAAGCAUGAGGGUUUAUUUCCCUUCUUUUGCCUUAGGAAGCAAAAAUCAAAAGCUCCAUAAUCUAGCCCAUACUGAGCACCGUCCUGUUCCAUUGCUCCAUUAGAAUCUGCCUGGAUGCUGUUACCAUCUGACAUGCAGGAUAUUACACAAAUUGAAACUGAGCUUGCACUGUAUCAACACAGUAUUAUUAACUUCCAGCUAAUUACAGCCAAACCUCGUUAAUUCCCCUAAUGGGAGGGACGCUGGUUGCGAGUGAUUAAAUGUUGUGAGUUAGCAAGUAAAUGAAUAAACUCCUUUAAAAAAAAUAACGAAAAGGCAGAAAAAUGGACUUUGUGCUUUUGUUCUGCCAGCUGACACUAACUGGUGCUGUGCUGGGGGGGAUGGAAUCUGCUGAUGCAGUGUGGUUGGGCUGAUAGGGAAGUGGCGUCCGUGUCAGGACACCUGGGUUCUACUCCCAGCUCUGCCAUUGGCCUGCUGGGUCACCACCUCACCCUGUGCCUCAGUUUCCCCAUCUGUAAAAUGGGGAUAAUGAUACUGCUCUCCAAUGUAAAGCGCUUUGGGGUCUGCUGAUGGGACGUGCUCUGUGAGAUCUCACAACAGCCUCCCUCUGCGGAGAAGCAGGAGACGGAGGAGCCCGUAGGGCUCAUGUGCGGAUUGUGGCGGGGCAGGGUGAGGCUCGGCUGGGCCCAGGUGUGCAGCAGCAGCACUGGGAUUGGGGCCGUUUGACGCUGCCCUCUUGGCUGUGGGAUUUUCACGCAGCUUGUCGGCCCGUUUGCUGUGUCUGUGAAUCCGGCUUUUCAGUAGGGGUGCGGCUGCCCCCGGGGCCAUCUGAUCGGCCUGUCUGGGAACAAAGGGGGGGUCAUCAGAAACAGGACCAGGCUGCAUACUGCACCUGGCCAUGGAUAGGCCUUGCCACGGUCCAUGGCAGGACAGCUGCCUGGCUGACCCUGCCGCCAGCGCCGGGAAACUCAAGAAGAGCAAGAAGAAGAUGCUGGAGCCGAAGAAGUGGCAGAGCCUGGAGGAGACGGGGAGCGAUGCCCCCCAGCCAAGGAGGCGCCCCAGCCUCUGCAGAUCCAAGACCUAUGACCCAUCCUUCUCCAAAGAGCCCGAACAGGAGCCGACCCCGGGCAGGCAGAGGGCCGCCUCGGCCGCUUUCGCCAAGCGCCGGGCGAGCUACCACAAGGCGUUCAAGGAGAUGCCCGAGGAAGAGGCCCUACUGGACAGUGUCUCCUGUGCCUGGCAAAGGGAAGUCCCCUAUCACGGGCGCCUCUACAUCUCCCAGAACUACAUCUGCUUCCACUGCAGCAUGCUGCUCCGGGACGUCAAGGUGGUGAUCCCCGUCUCCUCCAUCGCCAUCCUCAAGAAGGCCAACACGGCGCUGCUGGUGCCCAACGCCCUCAGCAUUCGGACCGCGGAAGGCGAGAAGGUGCGAGCAGAGGGCAAGUUUCUCUUUGUCUCGGUGAGGACCCGGGAGGCCACGUACCAGCUGCUGCGAUCGGUCUGCAAACACCUGCAGGACGGGAGCACGAGCAGCAGCCCCCCGGCCUCGCCCACCAACACCAGCUCCGAGCGCCGCGAGAAGUCUCUGACCUCGAGCCAGUCAGACCUGGAGCUGAACCCCCCCGAGUCUGACGGCCUCCCGGACCAGCAAGACGGGCUGGGCCCAGAGCAGAGCAGAGAGGACGAGGACGAGGAGGCGGCAGCGCCGAGCAAAGGGGGGGCGUGGCCAGGCAGGCAGACGAAGAAGAAGCCCAGGGGCUGGUGGGCGCAACUGAGCACCCUCAACAUCGUCAUCCUCAUCUACCUGCUGCUGGUGGUGGUGCUGCUGCUGUCCUCGGGGUACAUCGGCCUGAGGAUCGUGGCACUGGAGCAGCAGCUGAUGUCAAUGGGGGCCUGGCCGGAGCUCGACCUACACCAGUACAAGACGACCUGAAAGCAGGGAGGCCUCAGGCUGCACUCAGCACCGGAGGGAGCCUCGUGCCCGAAGGCCCAGGCUUGCUGCUGGCAGACGCCGCCCCUGCCAAACGGGCUGGAAUCCCCCUCCCCUCGUCCUGAGCCGCGGCUGCCCUCAGCAGAGCUGGGGCUGAUUUCUGAGGCGACCAGGGCAGGGAAAGGAAGCGACAAGGCCUGGCCCAGGAACAGCUCCUGGCUGAUGAAAUGCAGCCAGAGCAGAGCUGGUGCCGAUGCCGAUGCCGGGGACAAGCUGAACGUCUCCUGAAAGAGUCCUGUACUGAGCGUUAGUAGCGCCCCAGCUUUCCCUGGGUGACCUGCGGAAGCCCCGCUGCAGCUGGCCCGUUGCGCUCAGGAUUCCUGCUCCGCCGCAGGGUUUGCAGCCUCAGCUGCGAUGGACGCAGGGCCCGCCUGCACCGAGCAAGCAGCUUCCACGCAAACUUCAGCUGAGGCAGCAAACCCUUGAUGGGCUCAUUCCAGCUGCCGCGUCCUUGUGCCAAGGAAAUGGGCGUUUUCAGCUUCCGCCCUCGGCCACUGGCGAGCGGGAGACUAUUCGGCCGGGCCGGGCGGGGAGCGACGCUGCCUGGCUCUCACAGCAGCUGUGCCAUGGGAGCUGGCCUCUCGGGCCCCCAGGCAAGGCACAAGCCACCUGCUGACCUCCCCCGGGUGUUUCACUCCUCCAGCACCGAGCAUCACCCCCCCCCCGCCGCUGUCUGAGCCCCCCCGGGCUCGCGUGUGCUCAGGGCCCCUCCUGGGGGGGGAGACGUGCUGCCUGGGCUCCAGCGGGGCUCCCUGCGGGCACAGGCUGCUGUGGGAGGCAGCUGCUGUCAGCCUCCAGGGGCGCCAGCCAGGCCUGGAAUGCACCUCUGCCCACCCGCGGGAGAUGGGGCUGCGGGUCCCCUGGGGGUUGCAGGUCCCCUAGGGCCACUGGUCGCACUGCUGGGAGGACCGUGGCAGAGCUUGGGCCGCGGGUUCUGGUCAGUUACAGGCUGGGGGUCCGGGGCAGAGCGCUGAACCGGUGGGUACAGCCCCCGGCCCGUUGCUCCAAGAACCAAGCCCAGCGCCCUGGUGCCCAGCCGGCUCCUAGAGCAGAACAAGGGCCCAGACCAACCCGCUGGGGCGAGACUCCAGCUCGGCCUCAGGCCCUGUGCCCCAUGGGCCGGACGAUCCGGCCCCUCCCCUGCUCUCCAUUCGGCUUGGUGCUGCAGGCCAGCGCUCAGAUGGUGCCAGGGGAGAGUCCAGGGCAGCACCGCAGGGCCGUGCCCCACGCUGGGCAAUGCCAGACGCUCCCCUGUGUCAUCCCCCCCCCCCGGGGCCGUGAGAGGAGGGCGGGUAAAGGGCUGGGCUCUGUUAGUAAUAAAGACAAGCCAGCCACGCGCUCCA